UUGUAGUAAUAGUUGGUGGAUAUGGCAUUCGGCCUUGUCUUCGGCACGUAUCCUUAUAUCCGAGAUAACAAUUGACAGGCUGAGGUUACUGUUUCCCCGCGUCUGUUGUCUUCAUAUGCGUGACGUUCCCCUCUCGCGCGACUAGACGCGUUUCUUACUGUUCUCUGAUCUACACAGCAUACCCUCUCCUUCUUUCUUUUCACUUUCCAGUUCAGUGUACCCCAGAUCCUCAAUAUGGGUAAAGAAGGUCUCCGCUAUGCAGCGAAAGUGUCACUGGACAAGCCAGCAUCAGAGCAAGAGUGCCUGCACAACCGCUGGCACCCCGAAAACCCCUCGUUCGCCACUAUCAAGCCCGGUGAAGCCGUCAAGAUCGAGUGCGUAGACUGGACUGGUGGUCAAAUCGGCAACAAUGACUCUGCAGAUGAUGUGCGGGAUGUCGACCUUACUAAGAUUCACUAUCUAACCGGACCUUUCGAUAUUGAAACCGCAGAGCCGGGUGACGUCCUCGCUGUCGACAUUCAAGAUGUACAGCCGUUAGAGGACCAGCCUUGGGGGUUUACAGGUGUGUUUGCAAAGGACAAUGGCGGUGGAUUCUUGGAUGAACUCUACCCUGAGGCGGCAAAGGCCAUCUGGGACUUUGAAGGCAUCUUCUGUAGCUCUCGCCAUAUUCCCGGCGUGAGAUUUGCAGGCCUCAUUCACCCUGGCAUUCUAGGCUGCGCGCCCUCUGCCGAAGUCCUGGAGACUUGGAACACUCGCGAAGCCGAACUCAUCUCUACACACACCCAUCUGAACCGCGACGUGGCUAAACCGCCUGAGCCUCAGAACGCCCACGCAGGUUCUGCAACAGGAUCUGUAAAAGAGAAGAUUGCCAAAGAAGGCGCGCGCACUAUUCCAGGUCGUCCUGAACACGGGGGUAACUGUGAUAUCAAGAACUUGUCGAGGGGAUCUAAAGUUUUCUUGCCGGUGCAUGUCAAGGGUGCAAAGUUUAGUGUUGGAGAUUUACAUUUCAGUCAGGGCGACGGCGAGAUAUCCUUCUGCGGCGCAAUCGAGAUGGCAGGCGUCAUAACAAUCAAGUUCAGCGUCAUGAAAGGCGGCAUGAAGCAACUCGAUAUGAAGAGUCCAAUUUACAUCCCAGGCCCCGUCGAACCGCAGUUUGGUCCUGGAAGGUAUAUUUACUUCGAGGGCUUCAGUGUGGAUGAACACGGGAAACAGCACUAUCUCGAUGCGACGGUUGCGUACCGACAAACUUGUCUGAGGGUAAUUGAGUAUUUGAGACGAUUUGGUGAGUUUGCAAUUCUUCUUUCUGCGUUUUUUGCACGUAUUCUCUUCCCAUGUUCCGCGCUCGUCUCUGCCAAUUCUAGAUUCCUUGGCCUUUUGGUUUUUUUUUGGUUUGAGGAGUGUAGUGGCGAAGGGGCGCUGGCCCGAGGUUUCAUCAAGUUUCUUUUUUCUCAGAUAUCCUUUACUAACGAUAGCACAGGGUACAGCGACUACCAGAUCUAUCUCUUGCUCUCUUGCGCCCCGGUUCAAGGUCACAUAGCUGGUAUAGUCGAUAUCCCCAAUGCAUGUACGACUAUAGGUUUGCCGAUGGACAUCUUCGACUUUGACAUCAGUCCGCAUGUUCCCGCUGAGAAGCGCGAUCUCGGGUCUUGCGCAUUUGCUGGCAAGAAGUAGACCGUGGUCUGUGUGUGUAGAACGUUUACAGGGAUUGUGGGGAUUGGGUCGGAGGAUGGCGCAAUGUGGCUGAAGCUUAGCGGUUAUUGUGCUAUUUCAAUCAGUAUCUCCUAGUAGGCAAUCAACGUCAAUUUACCUUUUCCAAGGCGUUCAAAAGGCUUGUAGAACUAAUAUCUCUAUAUAAGAAGUAGCGUUGGUCGCGCUUCGUGAGUCUAGUCAAACAUUCUAACAGACUCAUUGUCUUUCUUCUUUAGCCAAGG
Molecule: messenger RNA, 1931 nt
Organism: Alternaria alternata
Lineage: Eukaryota; Fungi; Ascomycota; Dothideomycetes; Pleosporales; Pleosporaceae
Product: formamidase FmdS
Exons: 5
Coding region: 235-1671 (478 amino acids)
Molecular function (GO): hydrolase activity, acting on carbon-nitrogen (but not peptide) bonds, in linear amides
Source: RefSeq, a predicted model, not a curated record